This is a messenger RNA of Pyricularia grisea, 2330 nucleotides long. RefSeq lists its product as uncharacterized. The record is from RefSeq and is a predicted model, not a curated record. NCBI's taxonomy places the organism in Eukaryota, Fungi, Ascomycota, Sordariomycetes, Magnaporthales, Pyriculariaceae. Gene Ontology annotation, molecular function: oxidoreductase activity. Bases 241 to 1188 code for a protein of 315 amino acids. The transcript has 5 exons.
CGUGCUUUUGAUUGGCUGGUUUGGACAGCACCACAUGCCAUUCUCAGGUUCGUCGUCGAUUAUAUACAUACACUUUUGUUCGGCACUAUUACAACACCAAAGCCUGAAAUCUUGCAUUUCCAGGACCAUUAAAUUGGACUGCGCGUACAUGGUCGAAUAACUCCCAGGCACUCCGCUUUGCGAAUCAACAAGCCGUGUUAAUAAUUUCAACCCAUUUGCUACCUGAAUCGAACCAACUACAUGAUGGAGUCAAACACCAAAGUUGCCCUGGUAGUCGGGGCCUCCAGAGGCAUCGGCCGCCAAGUCGCACUUGACCUAGCCAGGAAUAAGUAUAAGGUCAUCGUGGCUGCCAAAUCUAUGAGUGAUGCAAGCAAGGUCGUGCCAUUCCCACCAAAUCCAAAAUCACCAGAAUCGACUAUCAAUACGGUAGAAAGAGAAAUCAGAGCUGCUGGUGGUGAUGCGACGGCGAUUCAGGUCGACACCAGGGAUGUCGAAUCCGUGCAAAGACUGGUGAAGCAGACUAUUGAGAUAUAUGGUCGAAUAGACGUCCUGAUCUACAACUCUGGUGCCAUCUGGUGGGCUUCUGUUGCGGACACUCCGAUAAAGAGGUUCCAGUUGAUGCAGCGUGUCAACCCAGAGGGACUCUAUGCCACAAUCCAAGCAGCACUGCCGCAUAUGACCAAGCAGGGUCAAGGUAGGAUCUUAGUGGUGAGCCCUCCGAUAUACAGUCGGUUUUUCCGAGGGAAGACAGCAUACGCAAUGGGCAAGGUUGCCAUGUCCAUUUUGACCAAGGGCCUGGCAAUGGACUUUGAACGACAAGGCCUGGAUGACAUGGCUAUCACAAGCCUAUGGCCAGCUGUGGCCAUAGAAUCGGCAGCCACUGAGUCGUUUACCAGGGAUAACCCCGACGAGGCCAGGGACUUGAGGAAGCCGACGAUUUUCUCCGAUGCCAUUCUUGAAAUUCUCAGAGCACCUGCCAAGGUGGUUAACGGUAUGCUGGCGCUCGAUGAGGACUUUUUGAGAGAUCAUGCCGGCGUCACGGACUUUUCCGCGUAUUCGGUCGUAGCUGGUGCUCAGCCGCGGCGCAUAAUGCCCGUGAAUCUUCCUGACCUUACCGUGGCAGAGCAGGAUGAUGAAGGGCGGAGGUAUGACAGCUCCCAGGCCACGAAGGGGAAAUCGAAGAUAUAGGGUAGAGAUUGAGGCCCUUACCCAUAGCCCGUGAACACAAAUUCAUUAAACCCGCGUAGCCAUACGAGCUUUCCUUGCAUCGUCUUCCCUCCGUGCCUCGCUACGAGCCAAGAAGCCCUGGCGCUCGGCGUAGGAGUGCUUUGAUUUGCCAGCGAGCUUAAGCUCAUCCUGGAUGCCCUCCUUAUCAACGUAGCCAGCCCAAUCCAUGCGGCUCUUCUCGACUGUUGUGAGCUUCUUGGCGUUGGCAUCCUUUGCGAGAUCCCUGGCCUCCAUCCUGGCCGCUAUUCCUAGGUUCAGGUCUCUGCGAGACGCCAGCUGGUCCGAUAUUGGUUCGAAUGCAGAUCGGAAUGCCUUUUUGGGCCUCCUCCUUGGCUGAUCGCCGUUUUCUUCGGCUGCCUCUGGUGUCGCACCUUCUCCCAGAGACUCAAGAUAUAGCUUUGCCUCUGCGGAGUCUCGCGAAACGAGCUUUUCCUCCGUGUGAACCUUCCCGGCAAAGUUGUAUGUACGUUUUAUUUUGAUCAUUCGUGGAACCUGGGUAGUAGCUUCGGUGGUAGCUGUCUUGUCCGCAUCUCUAGCAUUGACUGUAGCACCUGCAGCGGCCUCGGCCUCGGUUGUAGAAUCUGCCUGACUGCUCACUGGAGCAGCAGAGGUUGGGUUAUUCAUCUGGGCCCAUAGUGCAUCGACGUCGACGGUGACAGGGCCAGAGACGGCAAUUGCCUUCCGCUCGGCUUUCUCUUGCGCUCGCUGACUGCGUGUCUUGAUCAAACCACCAUCACCACCCUCGUCCCCAUCCUGGUUCGCUUUCCUGACCUUCUUCUGCCGCUUUGUCUUGGCCUUCUCUAUAAUGGCCUCGUCUCCAGAGUUUUCGAAACCGACAUCUUGUGGUUCGUCGUCGUUAGCGUUCCGCUUGCGCUUGGGCGCAGUCGCAGGUGCAACGUCUGGCGGCACAUCCUCGUCGUCGGAAUCGUCAGGUGAGGAUUCGCGGGCUGCGGUAUCUUCUGGCGCAAAAUCAGAGUCUUCGGAAGACGCGUAUUCUUCCUCAACUCCAGGGUCGGGGAGAAUGAUCGCCGUAUCCGCCAUGACGAAGAAGUUGAAUAGGAACAAAUUUUGUUGAUACUAACAGUCUGCUACGCACAGGCUAA